Ixodes scapularis (black-legged tick) is the source of this 1830-nucleotide messenger RNA. RefSeq names its product nose resistant to fluoxetine protein 6. The record is from RefSeq and is a predicted model, not a curated record. The annotation marks the transcript as partial. Lineage: Eukaryota; Metazoa; Arthropoda; Arachnida; Ixodida; Ixodidae. The transcript has 11 exons.
AUGAGGUCUUGGACGGUACUGGUGGUUCUGUGGCUGCUGCAACAGUCGGCACGAGUCGGCUCCACGGUUCAUUCGAACACUCGUGGUACGUCGGAUGAAGUGGACCAUGAUCUCACAACUACUGUAGAUGGCGUCGCGAGAGCGGCUAGCACCGACGCAACGUUGGUGUCUGAAAACGUGCCAGACGUGGAGUCGCAUCUCCGUAACCUCAUGGACCGACUGAUUCAGGAGUCCUUGCCGAGGAUGACGGCCCUCGGGUUUGGCGGAAACGUCACCGGGGACUGUUCGGCAGCCCUGUUCAGGCUUCUGCUUGGAGUUCGCAAGUUUGAGCCGUGGGCGCUGAGACUUGUGGACGCUAAUUCGCGGCCUCCUGGAGGACUCAUCUCGGGAACCUUCAACGACCUGGGAACCUUUGACCAGUGCGUGUCGACGACCGCCAGGGAUGCCGACGGAGAAGUCCACUUCUCGGGACAGUACUGUACCCUCUACCUGCAGCCCCGAAAACUGCCCUUCUUCGAGAAGCUCGUCCGGAAACUGCACGAGGAAGUCUACGAUGGGGCCAAGAUCGACUUCUUCAAGUUCAUGUACAACGACAUGGCCCACGGCCUCCGCCUAGGCGUUUGCUACCCAUCGCCGUGCUCUGCUGAAGAAUUCGAAUUCCUCAUAGACUCGAUGGUGAACCAACACGGGUUUGAUGCAACGGUGAAAGGAUGCGUCAUAAAGGAGAAAAUGCAUCUGGGAGCCAUGGAGAAGGGACUACUGUAUCUCAUGGCAUCCUGUGUCUCGUUCCUCGUGGUCGGAUCGCUGACUGACAUCUACCUUCGGAAAUACGGGAAGCAGGCCGGCCACGACCUGAAAAAUCUCGGCGCUUUCUACAAAAUGGUGGUCUCCUUCUCCGCGGUGACCAACACGGAGAAGCUUCUCGCCGUUCGAGCGGAAAAGGACUCUGACGCGAAGCGUCUGCGGUUCCUACAUGGCAUGCGUUUUCUGAGCGCCGUCUGGGUCAUUCUGGGUCACAGCUAUCUCACCAUCGAGCCAACCGCCGUUGGAGAAAUGCUUCGAAUUGUCCGCUUCGGCAAGCAUCUGCUGUGGUGCCUUGUCGGCAACGCCUAUCCAUCGGUCCAGACAUUCCUGUUCAUGAGUCGACCCAAGUUGGGAUUUCUCAUGGCAAGCGUGCUGGUCAUCGGGACGUCAACAGCCGUCAGCAUCCAGGCGUACCUCAACUCCUAUCAGCCGAUACCUAUUUAUGGACAACCGGAGCUUGACAAAACUCUGGAGACGAUGGCGUACAUCUACUACCGGCCCCACGUGCAUGUGGCCUCCUACGCCAUCGGGAUCAUGCUGGGCUACGUCGUCCUCAACCACAGCGCUGAGCAGCUCCACCGUCUGAUUCGAAUAACGCUCUGGCUGCUCUCCUCCGCGUUGGCGCUUCUCGUGGUGUUCGGACCGUUCAAGUGGCUUCGAGGCGACCCCUGGGUGGGACUCGACGCCGUGCUCUACGCUGGCUUCGGCAAGGCCAUCUGGGCCCUGGUGCUGGCGUGGAUUACUUUCUCCUGUGCUUGUGGACGAGGAGGUUUCGUAACCCGGCUGCUAUCGUGGAAAGCUCUUGUCCCACUCAGUCGACUCUCUUACGGGGCUUACCUUGUUCAUUCCCCACUCUACCUCAUACGCACAGGGAUCAUGAGGGAACGCAUGUCUCUCCAGCACUUCCACCUGAUGAAAGACUUCUUUGGAUGCGUCACCCUCUCCUUCCUCCUGGCUUACCUGUUGUUCCUGCUCUGCGAAGCACCCGUGGCCUCGCUGGAAAAGAUGCUCCUCUUCCAGACAUUG